AUGCAAGACGCUAUGAAGGCAGCGGCAAGCGCGACGCCAGAUCGGUGGCUGGCGGCGGCCAUGAUGAGUCCUAUCAUGCCCACCGGCGAGAACGUGAGCGACACCAUGCCGAUCCAUUCUGCCGACUUGGGGUGGACGCCGUUGAUCGACAGCGCGGCAUCAACCGGAGGGGCAGUGCACGCAGAGAAGCGCGCGUGCGAACACACCCAGCCCCCUGUGGGGGACAAGGCAGAGUCGGUUGUCAUCCCGCGGUACUUCCUGCAGCAGCUGGAGCGGCAGCUGCGACUCCUCGUGGACGACGUGGCACAGGAGGAGUGGAAUGAGCGAGCAUGGAUGUGCCUGUACACGUACCUCUCCGAGUUGCCUUUGAGUGUACGUGCAUCUCUGACGUCGCGUGACCGCUGCGGCGCUGCCAUUGUCGUGCAGCUGGUGAAUGGGAUGAGGGCGAGCGCUCUCACCGAAGGCAACCUUGUGGAGGAGGCGGUGGCGAUGGCGAGCAAGGCGGCAGAGCAGGAUCCCGUCCCCAGUCUUCCUCAGGAAGUGCUGCAUCUUCUUCAGCAUAGCACGGCGAUCGACCCUGAGUUCCACUUUGAGUGGAGGGGUUCCACUGUGGCGUACGUCGAGGGGCCAUUAGGGUCCGCCGCCGGAAAAGCUCGCAGGUCAGCGGUGGCCAGCAACGGAGAGGUGGGCGAUUUUGCGCACGUGCUGCCGCCCUCCUCGUCGCUUUCCUCGACAUCACUUGCUCUCACAGACGAUGAGGAGGAGAGGUCGUUGAUAGACGAGGAGGAGGCGGUGUGCACCUCCCGCCUUUUGUCCUUCAUUGUGGCACACAUCAAAAAAUACAGCGACCGUCGCCUGCGCGGUGUGGCUACACAAUUUCCAGAACCGGGUACGGGGGAACUGCGGACACCGCCCGGCGCCACGGAAGUCGCCCAGGCAGGAGUGUAUGCGCUUUCGACACCGCCGACGAAUAGGCGGAGCGACGCGUCUGCGUCGCUGCAGCAGCAGUUCCGUGACCAGCAGGAUCAGCUCACGUCGCUCCUCGCGUCCUUUGUGCGGCUGCGUCACACGCCGCUCUUUCAGGCACUGCGCCACACCUCGGAGCACGCUCUGUUUGCGUGCGACUUCAUCGAGCUAGCGUCCGCAGCGGAGCGCCUGCUGGAGCGUGCGCCCCCGGCUUCCGCCGCCACACGGCUGCUGGAGAUUUCAAUGACACAGAAGCGCGUGAUAACUGAGGCGACGGAUGCCCGCGACACGAGUGUCGGCACGAACACAUCUGUAGGGUCGGGAUCGAGCCCCACGACUGGCCCCAGUGUCCGCCACAGCGUCAGAGUACGCACGCCGAUGAAGCCGAGCAUCCGGCAUCCAAUCCAGCGCAUCCUGUCGAACUUGCCGUCACCGAGCGGAUUAUCAUCGGGGCGUGGCACACAAAUGCCCGACAUGUAUAAGCAGCUUUACUCUCCGCCGGUGCACGUUGACGAGGAGGAGCGUGGACGGGCUGUGAGCGCUGCUACUUUGCGGGAUGGUCGACUUGCCGCGGAGACGUGGGCUGCCUGA
Molecule: messenger RNA, 1557 nt
Organism: Leishmania major strain Friedlin
Lineage: Eukaryota; Euglenozoa; Kinetoplastea; Trypanosomatida; Trypanosomatidae
Exons: 1
Coding region: 1-1557 (518 amino acids)
Source: RefSeq, a predicted model, not a curated record